Molecule: messenger RNA, 1421 nt
Organism: Anolis sagrei ordinatus
Lineage: Eukaryota; Metazoa; Chordata; Lepidosauria; Squamata; Anolidae
Gene: IDH3G
Product: isocitrate dehydrogenase (NAD(+)) 3 non-catalytic subunit gamma
Biological process (GO): tricarboxylic acid cycle; isocitrate metabolic process
Cellular component (GO): mitochondrion
Molecular function (GO): magnesium ion binding; NAD binding; oxidoreductase activity, acting on the CH-OH group of donors, NAD or NADP as acceptor
Source: RefSeq, a predicted model, not a curated record
CGCGUGAGUUCGUCCCAAGUCUCGCGUUGUUUGGAUAAGUUUCUUCCAUUCCACGCCUCCCCCUUUCCCACCUUCAAGGAGACUUAAAGAUGGCAGUAUCGGUCGCUUUGAGCACCUCAAGGAACCUCUGGAGGCCGGCUUUGCUGGCAUCUCGCUCGGUCCAGGCUCUAACAGACAGCAACCGCAGGAAUGUGGCCUCGCAACAGACAAUUCCACCUCCUGCCAAAUAUGGGGGGCGGCACACCGUGACCAUGAUCCCUGGAGAUGGCAUUGGGCCGGAACUUAUGCUUCAUGUCAAGGAAGUAUUCAGGCAUGCUUGCGUACCUGUGGACUUUGAAGAGGUUAUUGUGAGCUCAGCGGCAUCUGAAGAGGACAUGAAGAAUGCCUUGAUGGCCAUUCGGCGUAACCGUGUGGCCCUCAAAGGAAAUAUUGAGACGAACCAUAACCUCCCACCUUCCCACAAGUCUCGGAACAACAUCCUGCGUACCAACCUGGAUCUCUUUGCUAAUGUUAUUCAUUGCAAGAGCCUUCCGGGAGUGGCAACAAGGCACCACGAUAUUGACAUCUUCAUCAUCCGGGAGAACACAGAGGGGGAGUACAGCAGCCUGGAGCAUGAGAGUGUCUCUGGUGUCGUGGAGAGCCUGAAGAUCAUCACUAAGGUCAAGUCCCUGCGCAUUGCUGAAUAUGCCUUCAAGUUGACACAUGAAUUGGGACGCAAGAAGGUGACAGCUGUCCACAAAGCCAAUAUCAUGAAGCUGGGCGAUGGUCUCUUCCUGCAGUGUUGCAAAGAGGUGGCAGCAGGGUACCCAAACAUCACCUUUGAAAGCAUGAUUGUUGACAACACUACAAUGCAGCUGGUGUCCCGUCCACAGCAGUUUGAUGUCAUGGUUAUGCCGAACCUCUAUGGCAACAUCGUCAACAAUGUCUGUGCUGGAUUGGUCGGGGGCCCAGGUCUGGUGCCAGGGGCCAAUUAUGGGCACAACUAUGCGGUGUUUGAAACGGCCACACGCAAUACUGGCAAGAGCAUUGCCGGCAAGAACAUUGCCAACCCUACUGCUACACUGUUGGCUGGCUGCAUGAUGCUGGACCAUCUCAAACUGCACAACUACGCAUCUGUUAUCCGCAAGGCAGUCCUAGCCUCUAUGGAUGAUCCACUUACCCAUACCCCAGAUAUUGGUGGUCAAGGAACCACCUCAGAAGCUGUUCAAUCAAUUCUGAAACAGAUCAAGAAGACAGACCAUAGCUUGAUGCAGUGACAUGAUGAAGCUGAAGCGGUGUUCUCCCUCUACUGCUAAAAAUAAUCUGUUGUCUGUAAAUGGAACAGAUCCUUCCACUCCAAACUGUCCAAGCACAACAUUCACCUUCUGUACAUAGUGUUUGAGUUGGCGUUUCCUCCGCAAAUUAAAUUAAUACAAUUGUGA